UGAUGUUAUUCAAAGCAUGAUUUCGAGAUAAUUUACGGUUUCCGAUUUCUGUUUUAUCUGAAUUUUAAAACAGGAAUUUGUUUUUUUUUUUUUUUUAAUUUUUUUUAGAAAAGGUUAAAACCGACAACCCUAUAACAACUUCUGGACUGAACUUAGUGGCAAGGCUUUGCCGCAUGUUUUCUUGCUGUCUUAAGAGUAGUUUUUUUGACAUCACUGUUUGAGUUUGAUGGCCAAGAAACACCUGAAGGGCCUAUUUCAUUUGUUUUAGAAAGAUCAGUACCAGUAGGUGGAGGGUGUGUUUCGCAAAUUGUAGUUCAGAGAUGGAGCGGAGUGUCAAACAAAUGCUGAAACUGAUUGAAGAAGAUGGUGUAUCUCUUGCAAAGAAGGCUGAAAUGUGUAGACAGACCAGGCCAGAUUUGAUUUCAAAAAUUAAGGAAUUCAACAGCAUGCAACAAUCAUUGGCUGAGUGCUAUGAGUACGUGACAGCUGAAUUAUCCAAUAGCAUACCAUCAGAGUUCGAUGUGCAGGGUGUUGACAAUUCUGAAUCAGGCCAUGGUCAUGACCCUCCUCUGCUGACUCCCGAUCAGAAGCUGGGUUUUCACAAGGCUAGUAAUCGAGCCCCUUCUGUCAGCUCCCAUGGUGCUAGCUCUGAUCUUUCAUUAAAGGAAGGAUCUGAAUCAUUCUCAUUUUCAUCAUCAGAUUCUGAAUCAGAAUCUUUCAAUUCUUCUGGGAAUGCCUACUAUAGCCUCCCAGUGAACACUGAUCGUAGUGAAUUGCACAAGAAGAUUAUUGUUAUGGGGACUGAUCUCUCGAGUAUGGAAGAGAAGCUCCGGAUGCAUGAAGAAGAGAAUAGAGAUAGCAUGCUGAACGGAGAGGAAAAUAGAAAUUAUGAAGAACUACUGAGUAGAAUAAUCGGCUAUGAAGAAGAGCUGAGGCUUACGAAGGUAAAACUCCAGCUAUCAGAAGAUGACGUUACCAGGUUGAAAAUCGAGCUUGAGAAGAGUGUGUUUUUUAGGGAUCUUUCAGGGACUUUGCAAGCUCAGCUUGAAUUGGCACUUAAAGACAUCCAAAUGAGGGAGGAUGAUCUUCAAGUGGAAAGAAAAAGGGUAUUGGAGCUGCAAAAGAAAGUAGCUGAAGGUUCAGAAGAAUUGCAAGGCCAGCUUAAGGUGGCUGAAGAAGAAAUAACAAUGCUGAAUGCCAAACUCAAUACAGAGAACAGGCGCGUUCUAGACUUGCAGGAGAGGAUCACAUGCUACAAAAGUGAUCUAUCUGAUCAUGAUCAUGAAAUCAAGGCAUUAAAAGAUGCACAGGAAAAUCUCUCUGUGGAGAAGGCACACAUGCAAUCUGAGAUACUUGACCUGUCCGAGAAACAGGACAUGUUGGAGGUAAAACUGAGAGAAUGGGAUUUACAAGGAAAAUUCAUGGAGGAUAAAUUGAGGCAAUGUGAGGCUGAGAAAAUGCAAAUGAAAAUUUUGCAUGAUGCCCAGGAGAUUGCUUUGCAAGGGGAGAUCAGUCAGUUGAAGGUGGAACUAAUUGACAGAGGUGAGCAUGUGGAAGUUCUGAACAAAAACUUUGACAGCCUCAAGUCUAAAUACGAUAUGCUUAUGGCCGAGAAAGAUGGGAUGAGUGCUAAAGUAAACACACUCAUUGCAGAUGUGAAUUCCCGAGACAAUCAAAUAAGGCAAAUGGAGGGGCAUCUGCAACAGUUGCAUACUGAACAUGAAAAAUUGAUUGCUGGGUCUCAAAGUUCACGGAAGCUAGUGGACGAGUUAAGAUUGAAAGUAGUGGAGCUGGAGAAGGAGGUGGACGGGCAGAGAGUUGAGCUUUCAGCUGUGGCUGAGGAGAAAAGGGCGGCAAUUCGACAACUAUGCUUCUCUCUGGAGCAUUAUAGAAGUGGGUAUAAAGAACUUCGUGAAGCAUUUCUUGGGCACAAACGGCAUUCAGUCAUGGCUUCAUAAUCCUAUUACUGGUCCAGUACUGUUUUCAUUGCUCAACUAUGUUAUGCAUUACCCCCUUGUGGUCUUGCACUUGUUCAUGUAAACUUUAUUACCUGUUCUUAAACUCUCGCUUGAAAGCUUUGGACAUCAUAUUUUUGGUA
Populus nigra (black poplar) is the source of this 2098-nucleotide messenger RNA. RefSeq names its product protein NETWORKED 4A. Bases 321 to 1958 code for a protein of 545 amino acids. The record is from RefSeq and is a predicted model, not a curated record. NCBI's taxonomy places the organism in Eukaryota, Viridiplantae, Streptophyta, Magnoliopsida, Malpighiales, Salicaceae. Gene Ontology annotation, cellular component: vacuolar membrane. Gene Ontology annotation, molecular function: actin binding. The transcript has 2 exons.